Molecule: messenger RNA, 1678 nt
Organism: Owenia fusiformis
Lineage: Eukaryota; Metazoa; Annelida; Polychaeta; Sabellida; Oweniidae
Source: the annotation of a GenBank genome assembly
UAACUAUCAAAGGCGGAACGGUACACAUUUACCCAUGCCGUGCAAUAGGAUAAUAGCAGUUCGGUGAAAAAUAACUGAUUAAAACAAGAGCAAUACACAAAUAGGUUCAAGGCAAAGAAUGUGGAAUUCACACAACUGGUAUUAAAGCUGAAUUAAAGUUUUCAAGACUGACAGCUUAAGGAUAAAUUCCACUAGUAAAUUUUAGGUCAGAGGUUAAAUACAAAGGUCUAAAAAUGACGUGGUAUUCACAAAUCUGAUUUCAAGAUGGAAGAUGUAACUGCUAUAAUCAUUGGGUGCUCUGUUGGUGGCACAGUGCUUGUCAUAAUUGUAGUUGUUGCCCUUGUCAUCAUUUGCAUCAGAGGGAAAAAAGAGAAAAAGCCUCCAAGCUCCAAGGCUGCACAUCCUGGGUCUCAGGUAUUAAACUUACGUAACCAACCAAGCAUCCCUAAUAAGCAUAAUAAUAACCACAGCAACAGUCGCCAUAGCAACCAUAGUAACAACAGCAGUAACAAACAUCCAGAAAAAGGAGAACAGCAGAGUUCAUUCCCAAAAGGAGGAAUAUGGGUGAACAAUCCAACAAUUAUGCAAAGCUCAGGGUUUCACUCCAAUGGUCCCAUGGCGCCAUCCAAGACUCAAAUGUUAGACCCAGCUGUAUACAUGAACCAAAUAGAAAAGGGGAGGAAAUAUGCCAAUGGUUAUGCUGUAAAGACAAGCAUUCCUGAGGGCUUGAAUCAUCAGCCUAAUGGUCAUGUCAAUAGAGGCUUUGUCAGUGAGAACAACAUAAAUCAAGCAAACUACCUCAGAAAACCUACAGAUCGUGUACAACGUAGUGCUAGUGAAGUGCGAGCAAGUAAACAAAGCUUAGAGAAGAAAGAAAAACGUAACCGAAAUUCACAUGACUCAGACAGAGAUAACUUUAUUUUGAAAAGAGCCCCAAGUUAUGAAACAGGUAUGGAUACUCCAAGAAGGAGCAUACAGAGUGAUCCAACACCAGGCAUAAGGAGAACACAAAGUCAGAUAACACAAGACCAUAGGUUUUUCCCCUGGUAUAAAAAAGAUGAUAAAAAUAAAGGGCUCCAGGGAUACAAUGGUUUCAAGCCUACUCGCGGUGAUAAAGAUAAUAGUAGAAAUGUAGAUAGGGUGCGAAGCUUUUAUGAGCGCCCUCUAUCUACCUCAGAGGUACCAUAUCCUGGAAAACCAGUCAGACGAAGCCAAAGCCAGCAAAUAAAUCACCAACGUAAAAUGGCAGCAGCACAACCUGUCUUGAAACAUUACAAAGUGAACAAUGAUGACUUAUAUGCUGUCCCAAGCAAAGUUAAAGCUCAGAAUAGAAUUUCCCAAAGCCAACAGGAGGUUAUACCUGAGACAGGUGAGUCUGUUGCUGUUGUACAAGUGAACAAUCCUCCUGUUAAGCCCCCUAUCAAAGAAGAGCCUGUAAUAGAGGCUACUGUACACCGUACAUCACCCAUCAUACACAAGUCCAUUUCACAGACCUCAAAGACAGCUACAUCUGACUAUCAAGAACCUUCUGGGGGAGACUACUACUUCAGUUUGGAUGGUGAAAAACCCUUGGAGACUAAAUCUAUCAACUUAGAAAUUGAAGGUAGCAAGAUUGCAAGUGAUGCUUUCAGGUUUUUGGACAGUGAAGACUCUACCUCUGUUGACUUUAACUGAAUAG